AUGGAGGAAGGGAAGCGCAUCAAGAGCCGCUCACGGGAACCGACAGAUAGGGAGAGAUUUUGCAGACAAGUUCAGGGAGAUGACGGGAUGACGACGAGCGGACAAGCAGAUGCAGGAUGGAGUGUCUCAAGUCAGAGCAUGACCAGAUCCAUUUGCUGCCGCCAAGCCGCUAGGGUGUUGGAAAGGCUGGAGGAUCCCAUCCUCUUUCUCCGAGUCAGUUCUUUCGUGCGUGUCGGGGGGGAGGGGGGUGUUGUUGCGUUCCCAUCACUUGCCCCGAGGUUUCCGGUUAUCAGUCAGGCUCAUUCCUUGAUUGGUGGGCUUCUAAAGGGGCCCCGUUGGAAGCAGUGGACUGGCAAUCAAAAUCAGUGGAGAUUGCACCAGUUGGACGCGAUGGAUGGGAACUGGGAAGGGCUUCUUUUCCCUUUUCAGCCCUGUCGGGCCAGAAAUAGGAAAGUCACGGAAAAUGACAGCCGCGAUUACCAUACCGUCUCGAACACCCCCCAUACCGUCUCAUACGGUAUUGUUCCCGUCGGUUCAGCUUCAGGUUCUGUCUCUGAUGCUGAUCCGAAUUCCACUCAUCUCAGCCUCUCCCCUUCUCUCCUCUCUCUGUGUCUCUUGUCCUUUUCUCUCUCUUUCCUUCUUCCUCUUCCGUUCCACUGCCCACCGCUCUCACAGGGCCUCGCCAUCUCUUCCCUGCUCUGCGACAUUCCUCCCCCCCUUAACCCACGUCAUCUUCUCCGUCACCGUCGGACUGGAGCCAUGAUCGUCGGGGUUUAA
Messenger RNA from Aspergillus luchuensis, 777 nucleotides. RefSeq lists its product as uncharacterized. The coding region runs from base 1 to 777 and encodes 258 amino acids. The transcript has a single exon. NCBI's taxonomy places the organism in Eukaryota, Fungi, Ascomycota, Eurotiomycetes, Eurotiales, Aspergillaceae. The record is from RefSeq and is a predicted model, not a curated record.